This is a messenger RNA of Aspergillus neoniger CBS 115656, 1851 nucleotides long. RefSeq lists its product as uncharacterized. The record is from RefSeq and is a predicted model, not a curated record. The transcript has 3 exons. Bases 1 to 1851 code for a protein of 616 amino acids. Lineage: Eukaryota; Fungi; Ascomycota; Eurotiomycetes; Eurotiales; Aspergillaceae.
AUGCCCGGCUCGUCGCUCUGUCAUCCCUCCCCCCUCGGCUCGGAUGCCUCUCGUCCUCUUGCAAUUUCCCCCGAGGAUUCCUCCGUGACCGAUCUGGCCGGCAGCCUGGUCGCUGCAGCUCCUCCCACCUCAGCUGUCCCGAUUGGGAAUCUGGUCACACUACCCCCGUCCACCACUUCUACUCCCGGUGAUCAGUCCGGGUUAGUGGUGCCCCCCUCGUCGCGUUCCAGUUCCUCCGAUCUUGAAGCUUCCCCCGGCAUCGUGCAGCAGAUGAUUCGCUCCACCAGGGUUGCCAUUGUCACCCUCGCCUCAUUGAUUGCCUAUGUCUUGAUCAACAGCGCCGCGCGCGCCGUAAAUCCGUCGGCUUUCAUCUGGUAUGCUGAGGAUCAUGACGAGCAGAGCUGGAUUGCCUCCUCGCCGUCCUGGCUGGAUCGCAAGGCCUGUCGGUGGCUCGGCAUGUGCGGGACCGCCCACUUCCGCCUAGUGCGGGCCCGCUACGGCCAGCGCGAGCCCACUUUGGGACCCUGGUCGCCCGAUGACGAGGCCCACUACGCCGCCUGGCGCGAUGCGCAAUUCAACGACUCCCAGCAGCCCGCAUGGGAUGAAGCCGAACGCUCGCGUCGGCAAAUCCCCGAGUAUGUCUUCCAAUAUGCGCCGUUGGUUUACCUGUCCUCGCAUGAGCAGUUUUGGCCUGGCGACAUUGCCGAACAUCUUUACCACGUCACCCCGAUGCUGAACUACACCCCCAUUCAAUCGGAUGAGGAGCAUCCUACCUUGCAGGACCUCGAUCAGCUGAACGAGUGGCAGGAAGGUGAGUUCGUGUACUUGACUAGCAACGACAAUGUAGAGGAUCGCCCGCCAUGGAUUGAAGGCGAGAAGAAUAUUCCCGACGAUCCAGAUGACGAUCUUGAGCUGUCUUGGCCUGACUGGGAUGGCCGGAUAGACGGGCCUAUUCCUGGGGACACGCCAGAGGAACGCUCCCAGUGGUAUGACACAGGCCGUCUCUCAUCAUCGAAGGGAGAGGAUGACAGUUGGUCUCCGGAAGAUCUGGGGUAUCUCCGCCCGGAAGACCUCGCUGACGAGGAUGUCCGAACCGAGUUGCGCAAACGGUUCGGCGGCGAGCCUAUUCACGUCGAAAAGACUGGCGGGCGCAGUAACGCUCCGGCAAUUCUGCUGGUGAUGGACAAAGGCCACGGCGUCGUAGAUGCGUUCUGGUUUUAUUUCUACAGCUUCAAUCUGGGCAACGUAGUGCUGAACGUGCGGUUCGGGAACCACGUGGGUGACUGGGAGCACUGUCUGGUGCGAUUUCACGACGGCAAGCCCAAGGCGCUUUUCUUCAGCGCGCACUCGGCGGGAGAAGCGUACAGUUACGAAGCCGUUGAAAAGAUCGGCCAGCGGCCCGUGAUUUACUCCGCCAUGGGCACCCAUGCCAUGUAUGCCACCCCAGGCAUCCAUGCCUACAUCCUGCCCUGGGGCUUGUUGCACGACCAAACCGACCGCGGGCCCCUGUGGGACCCUCUUCUGAAUGCCCACGCCUAUACGUACGAUUAUGAUAGUGAUAAUCUUCGUGCAUCCACUGCCACGCCAAGUGCCCCUAUCGAGUGGUUCUACUUCAACGGCCAUUGGGGCGACAAGUUCUAUCCGCUAGGCGACCAGCGACAGUAUCGAUUCGCUGGUCAGUAUCAUUAUGUCAACGGCCCAGUGGGACCGCGGUUCAAGCACCUCAACCGCCACAAGGUCUGUCAGCAGCGGGACGAGGAAGUCUGCGUCAUCAAGAACUAUAUCGGAGAAGAAAAGCGGGCUAAACGCUGGGCGGGUACUCGACCUGAACAUGAGAAAGAACAUGACUGA